Symbiodinium sp. CCMP2456 is the source of this 265-nucleotide messenger RNA. The record is from the annotation of a GenBank genome assembly. Lineage: Eukaryota; Dinophyceae; Suessiales; Symbiodiniaceae.
AUGAAGAAAGGUUUUUUGCUGGCGGGGGACAAGGAUGAAAAGCAGGACGGGAAACAGCCUGCAGCCUCGGCCGACGUCAAGGAUGCAUCGGUGCAGCCGCCGGCAGACUCACCUGAUGUCAAGGGGGCAGUGGAAAAACGUUAUACCCAGGCUGAGAUCAACCACUUCGUUGCACGUUUGCAGACAAUGAGAGCUCUUGGAGUGGAAACCUACAUGACGGAGUCAGGAUUGCUGUUCGACCGAAACGAGCUGGAGGAGAUCAUUC